This is a messenger RNA of Anisakis simplex (herring worm), 1182 nucleotides long. NCBI's taxonomy places the organism in Eukaryota, Metazoa, Nematoda, Chromadorea, Rhabditida, Anisakidae. The record is from the annotation of a GenBank genome assembly.
AUGAUGAAAAAUUUGUUCCUAUUUUUCGAAGUCAAAGCAGAAUUCGGUGUUGAUUGGGACUGUCAGAAAACAUUAUGGGCAGCAUGCAGAGCAGUUGUAUUCGGCGCAAUUGUUAUCGUCGUUGGAAUGUUAAUGACUGUCGUUGGUUAUUUUGAUGUCGAUCUAGCUCAAGAAGAAAAAUACAAUGAAGAAACGGGUGAGAAGGAAUUUAUCGUGAACCUGUCGAAACGUUAUCAGCUCAAGAGUUUACAGUAUGUAGGUCCAGUUCUAAUGGGUAUUGGAUCGUUUAUUCUAAUUAUUGCCUGUGUUAUAACGCUCGAAAGCCGAGAUAAGCAUACCCAAAUAAUCCAUGAAGAAUCAAAAGAACUGCGCAAGAAACAGAGCGAAGCGCUGCAAGCUGAGCAAGAUGUCGAGUGUGUUCACAAACAAUUACGAACGGUUACGCAAAUUGGCAGUUGGAAACCGGCCUACUUACAGCUACCGAGGAUAGACUCAAACGAUUCAAGAUUUUCGUUGGAGCGAAAAUUUUCAUCAACAUCCUGUAUACCCCAACUGCUUCAAACUGCUGAUACAAGGAAGCUUUAUGAUCGUCUCCUGGAGGAUUAUUAUAAUGAAAUCUAUCACGAGAUUCCCAAAAAUGACUCUGAACGAAUUGAUACCUCAUUGCCUGCGGAUGGCAAUCGUUGUGAAGAAGAAGUCACAAAACAAAGUGUUGUUGCUGAGGUUCAUGUACCACCUUGCAAUUCGUUAAGUUCAUCGAAUUCAGCAAAUGCGUCGUCAGUAUCACCAUCGGGAUGUAAUCAGACAGCUGAAGAUCAACAUCAGAUACGUACUGAUUCAGUUUCUGUGAACCAUAUUCAGCACACCAUGCAACAGACCCAUAAUAUACAAUCUACGAGUCAACAAGAUACAUCCACUCAAAUUGUAAACCUACAGUCUGGAGAUAUUCCUUUCAUAGAGAAUACCUCAAAUGCAGUGACCAAGUUCAGAUCCUCGUUGACUGUAGUUCAUGACCAAAAGACAGCACCAAUAGCAGAAAUUGAUGCAGAUCUACAUUCGUUCACUUCAUCCUCAUCCCCGAAUAGUCCUCAAUCAAUCGGUAGUAUUAAAGCAGUUUGCAAAAGUUUGCUUGAACCGAAACCUCAAUCUUGCACACUAGCGAAUGGUAUGGAAAUGCGGUGA